CGCAGGCGCGAAGCGUGGCGGCCCGGCGCGGCGCUCCCGGCCUGCCCCGCGUGCGCGCUGACGCUGCGCAGUCUCGUCCCCCGCCGCCGCCGCCGCCGCCGCCGCCGCCGCCGCCAUUGGAGUCGACGCCUCCUCAGCGCGUCCGCGUCCGGGGCUCACCGCCGUCGCCGCCUCGCCAGGGGCCCGCGCGCCCAGCAGCCGCCGCCGCCCGGCCGGCGCCCGGGGAGUUGGCGGCGGGGCCCGGGGCCGCGCGAGCUAGGGUGACAGGCCCGGCCUUUCGGGGAGGCCCGAGCCGGCGGGCUCCCCGGCCCCGCGUCUAGUUUUUCAUGAAGCAUGUCGGUCACCAGCGUGGACACCCAGAGAACAAAAGGACAAGAUAAUAAAGUACAAAAUGGUUCUUUACAUCAGAAGGAUACAGUUCAUGACAAUGACUUUGAGCCCUACCUUACUGGACAGUCAAAUCAGAGUAACAGUUACCCCUCAAUGAGCGACCCCUACCUGUCCAGCUAUUAUCCACCGUCCAUUGGAUUUCCUUACUCCCUCAACGAGGCUCCAUGGUCCACUGCAGGGGACCCUCCAAUCCCAUACCUCACCACCUACGGGCAGCUCAGUAACGGAGACCAUCACUUUAUGCACGAUGCUGUUUUUGGGCAGCCUGGGGGCCUGGGGAACAACAUCUAUCAGCACAGGUUUAAUUUUUUCCCUGAAAACCCUGCGUUCUCAGCAUGGGGGACAAGUGGGUCUCAAGGUCAGCAGACCCAGAGCUCUGCGUAUGGGAGCAGCUACACCUACCCCCCGAGCUCCCUGGGUGGCACUGUGGUUGAUGGGCAGCCAGGCUUUCACAGCGACACCCUCAGCAAGGCCCCCGGGAUGAACAGCCUGGAGCAGGGCAUGGUUGGCCUGAAGAUUGGGGACGUCAGCUCCUCUGCUGUCAAGACGGUGGGCUCCGUUGUCAGCAGCGUGGCACUGACUGGUGUCCUUUCUGGCAAUGGUGGGACAAAUGUGAACAUGCCAGUUUCAAAGCCAACCUCAUGGGCUGCCAUUGCCAGCAAGCCUGCAAAACCACAGCCUAAAAUUAAAACAAAGAGCGGGCCUGUCCUAGGGGGUGCGCUGCCCCCUCCACCUAUAAAGCAUAACAUGGACAUUGGCACCUGGGAUAACAAGGGGCCUGUGCCGAAGGCCCCAGUCCCUCAACAGGCACCCUCCCCACAGGCUGCCCCACAGCCCCAGCAGGUGGCUCAGCCCCUCCCAGCACAGCCCCCACCUGUGGCUCAACUGCAGUAUCAGAGCCCUCAGCAGCCACCCCAGACCCGCUGGGUUGCCCCACGCAACAGAAACGCGGCGUUUGGGCAGAGUGGAGGGGCCGGUAGUGAUAGCAACUCUCCUGGAAGUGUCCAGCCUCAUUCCACCCCCAGCGUCGAAUCCCACCCUGUCCUUGAAAAACUGAAAGCUGCUCACAGCUAUAACCCUAAAGAGUUUGACUGGAAUCUGAAAAGCGGGCGUGUGUUCAUCAUCAAGAGCUACUCUGAGGACGACAUCCAUCGCUCCAUUAAGUACUCCAUCUGGUGUAGCACAGAGCACGGCAACAAACGCCUGGACAGCGCCUUCCGCUGCGUGGGCAGCAAGGGGCCCGUCUACCUGCUCUUCAGCGUCAAUGGGAGCGGGCAUUUUUGCGGGGUGGCCGAGAUGAAGUCCCCCGUGGACCACAGCGCCAGCGCUGGGGUCUGGUCUCAGGACAAGUGGAAGGGGAAGUUCGAUGUCAAGUGGAUUUUUGUCAAGGACGUGCCCAAUAACCAGCUCCGGCACAUCAGAUUGGAGAAUAACGACAAUAAACCGGUAACAAACUCGCGGGACACCCAGGAGGUGCCCUUAGAAAAAGCAAAACAAGUGCUGAAAAUUAUCAGUUCCUACAAGCACACAACCUCCAUCUUCGACGACUUUGCUCACUACGAGAAGCGCCAGGAGGAGGAGGAAGUGGUGCGCAAGGAACGGCAGAAUCGAAACAAACAAUAAGGACGAACCAGUUUCUUACAUGUUCUAACGUUUGACUUUGAAAACAGUUUAAAACACGUGUGCUUGGUCAGCUCCAGUGUGUCGUCCCUUGCGGGGGUUGAGUGUUGCAUCUUUGCCUUUCUUGUCGUUUAUUUUUGCCCAGAUGGAUCUGCAUUUAUUUGUACUUUUUCUAUGUAUUAUAAUCUUGUAGAAGUCACUAAUAAAGGAGUAUUUUUUUGUCAACUUAUCAAUCAGACUGAUCUAAUGUGAAAUACAAGUAUCCGUAUAAACAAAGCAUCUAUUUUGGCAGAAAUCAUGUUCUUAAAUUCAGUCAUUUGAUAUUGUUCUAUGAGACUUCGUAUUUCUCAUCCCUUUAUUGGUUUAUAGCAAACAUAAGAAACCAUGAGUCAUUUUGUCAUUUAUUCUGGUAAAAUCUCUUGAAAAUACUGAAAUCAAAAGGUUGAUGAUUAUCUUGUUCAUUCUGAUUUGUCAUUUUAUUUGUCUAAAGUGCUAUUUUACCCAUUUGAUUUUUCUACUAGUCAGAUAAUUUUUAAUUUUUUAAAUUUGGGAGACACUUUUUUUUUGUUUUUGGAAAAUUUUUCCUUCCAGAUCUGUUGCCCACUGAACGGCCACCCGUCCCUCACUGUCCUGGUGUCCGAUUGGGCUGGAUGGUGUUGGGGCAUGAUGUGUGGAGGAGUUGGAAGGUGCUUCGGUCUGGUUCAGGUUCGGGCAUUUUUCGUUGUUUGCACAUCUUUUUAAAUUUUACCCCUUUUCUUAAGAAUCCUAAUGCCGUCAUAAUAUUUUAUACCAAUAAUGCUGAGCUUUCAGUGUAGGGUCUGGUAGUACAGACAGUGUGAUGGGGGAUGCUGCUGGUUGUAAAUUUCACUGUGUGUGUCUAAUUUUUUUUCCUGUUGAAUGGGUAAAAACAAAACAAAACUUUUUUAGAAAAUGAAUUUGCUGUCAUGUUUUGUGGAAUGAGGGACCUUUGAGCUCACUACCACCUGGAGUUUGAGUUGAAGCAUGAAAAUGGUGCCCAUGCCUGACGCUCCAGCGCCUGGAUCUGCACGUGCCCUUGUAGAGGAUCCUUACUGUCCUAGAGAGCAGAUGCUUUCUGAAAACUACUUGCUCCAAAAGACCCUCUGAGUAAUGUUUCAGCUGUAUCAUUAGACUUGUAUUUAGAGCGUGUCACUUCCUCUGAACUGUUGCUACCUGAAUGGAGUCCUGGACGACAUUGGGUUUUUCCUCUAGGAGAAUACAAGCCUUAAUAAACAGUACUAUUUAGCAA
Molecule: messenger RNA, 3277 nt
Organism: Rhinopithecus roxellana (golden snub-nosed monkey)
Lineage: Eukaryota; Metazoa; Chordata; Mammalia; Primates; Cercopithecidae
Gene: YTHDF1
Product: YTH N6-methyladenosine RNA binding protein 1
Exons: 5
Coding region: 334-2013 (559 amino acids)
Biological process (GO): mRNA destabilization
Cellular component (GO): cytoplasm
Molecular function (GO): N6-methyladenosine-containing RNA reader activity; mRNA binding
Source: RefSeq, a predicted model, not a curated record